This is a messenger RNA of Aedes albopictus (Asian tiger mosquito), 683 nucleotides long. RefSeq lists its product as uncharacterized. NCBI's taxonomy places the organism in Eukaryota, Metazoa, Arthropoda, Insecta, Diptera, Culicidae. The record is from RefSeq and is a predicted model, not a curated record. The transcript is spliced from 2 exons. The coding region runs from base 153 to 575 and encodes 140 amino acids.
AACACGUCCAGGUUGAUCAGCAAAACGUUUUAUAUUCUUUACCUAUUUAGAGGUAAAUUGGAAGACAUCAUACUUUAGUCUGCAAAACGCACUCACGGGGUUCAGUGGGUCGUGAAGGUACAUCGAGUGCUCAUUUUAUCACUGCAAGCAAAAUGGAUGCAGAAUUUACGAAUGUGUCCAUCGAAACCAUCAUAUGCACUGGCCCGACCAGGCGGUACAUAGACAACUUCAGCGAUGAUGAUGAUGAAGAAGAAGAUACUGACGAAGUAGUGAUAGAUAAUUUAAAGUUUGACAAAGUAACAUUUAGCGGAGGUCUACUGCCGAUGAUGGCCCCGAUUUAUUUCGAAGAACUGCAGCACACAUGUCCUGCCAUUGUCAGUAAAGGAACGAAAUCAUCCCUACCAAUCGAAGAUUCCGAUGCCACGGGACAAGCUGCACAAAGUGACGAUGAAGAAGAAUCCAAGAAAAAAGCUUUGGAAGACGAUCAAGGAAGUACCAAAACCAAGAACAAAACCGACGAAACGUUGAAAAGUGAUGCUACCAUAAGCGAUGAUAAUGAUGAUAGAGAUCAAUGAAUUGUUGGUACAAUCGACAUCCAGAAUUUGUGAUAUCAGUGAAGUUUUUUUUCAAGCCGAGUUAAUAAAGUCAUCCCUGACCAAGAACAAACAAUUUGAGCCAAUUUA